UCAUUUGCGCUGACAGGAGACAAACUGCGGGGAUUUUCGGUCAAACAGAAAACAUCUCCACUCUGAUUUUCUCUUUCACUUUUUGCGCGCUAACAUCAGGAGCUGCGCGUGGUUCGGUGCAGAUGUGGUUUGGUUUGCGGGAUCCGCAGGUUUUGCGCAUCAGUUGCGCCGUCGCUCGGUGUGAAACUGGGAUCCUCCUCCUCCUGCUGGCCGCCGGCCAGGCCGGGAACAAGUGCGCCUCCCUCUGCUGCUGCUCGCCCUAUUCAUGGUCCCGGGUUUGGCGCUCGGCUGUUUUAAAAAGGCUCCGCAGGUCUGCAGCUGAUCAGUCUGCUGAGGAAAACUGCUGCUGCUGCUGGAGAAAGUCUGCAGGAGUCCAACAGGAAGGAGAAGCUGCGCAGGACCGCCGCUGCUGCUGCUUUGGUUUUUUACUCAUAGAGAGAAAAAAAAACUCCUGAAGCCCAGAGAGAACUCCUGCUGUUCAUGACGGGUUUACUGGAGAGCUGCACUCCUGGAUAAACUGUGAGAAUCGGAUUAUCUGCGCUGAGUCGGGCUGUCCGUCAGACCUGGACGGACUGAAGAUGUUCCUGAGCUGCUGCCUCCUGCUCACCAUCAUCCUGGGGCUCUCCCGCUGCUCGGCCUCCUACGUGCCCUGCGAGCCGUGCGAUGACAAGGCGCUGUCCAUGUGCCCGCCGGUGCCCGUCGGCUGCCAGCUGGUGAAGGAGCCGGGCUGCGGCUGCUGCCUGACCUGCGCGCUGGCCGAGGGUCAGGCGUGCGGCGUCUACACGGGCACCUGCACCAAGGGGCUGCGCUGCCUGCCGCGCAGCGGCGAGGAGAAGCCGCUGCACGCCCUGCUGCACGGCCGCGGCGUCUGCACCAACGAGAAGGGCUACAAGUCCGCCGCCGCUGGAGCCGCGACCGGAGAUCGGGAGACGCGGGUGGACGUCGACAUGACUCCGGACGUCACGGGCGUGGUGCAGCCGGCCAAGGUGCCGCUGCAUCCCAAAGACAUCGUGAACAGUAAAAAAGUGAUCGCAGUGCGCAAAGAGCAGAAGAGGAAGCUCGGCAAGCAGCGCUCCUUCAGCCCCAGCAUGGAUUAUUCCCCCAUGGACAUCGACAAGCACGAGCCUGAAUUCGGUCCCUGUCGGAGGAAACUGGAUGGGAUCAUCCAGAAAAUGAAGGACACUUCUCGGGUCAUGGCGCUGUCUCUGUACCUUCCCAACUGUGACAGGAAAGGGUUCUUCAAGCGCAAACAGUGCAAGCCGUCUCGCGGCCGCAAGCGGGGCAUCUGCUGGUGCGUGGACAAAUACGGCGUCAUGCUGCCGGGGACGGACUACAGCGGGGGGGACAUUCAGUGCAAAGACCUGGAGAGCAGCAUCAACGAGUGAAAGCCCCGGCCCCUCUCCCCCGCCCCCAUAACCGUCACAUUACCCGGGGCCCACGCAUCUUCUCUGAGUCAAACCUGUAUGCUCCGCCUUCUGUUCACACCAACAACCUGUUUUAACCAGAGACACUAAGAUAAAGCACUAUUCUCUGAUUAAGGAGGCCACGUCGGAUCCCCCACCUCUUCAUUUGACUGUAAAAAAUUCACCACAAGAAGGAGGACAAAACUGACCCAGCUGUGUGUCGUGGGACCGAGAAUUGGCUGAGAAAUUUUUCUGGGGGUUUAUCAGAGCACUUAUAGAAAGGGGAUCCUGUUUAGAAACCUGUGUGAAAGUGUGACGCGUUGGUGUGUUACAGAGUGAGCCUAUUUCAGAACCAGCAGCAGAACUUUGCGUUUCCUCCUCUUUUGUUCGACCGUCGCCAACCCGACGGCCCUUCCUCUCCAACGCAGCGAACGUCUUUGGGACUCGGAGCGUUCAGACGGUCGCAGACGAACACGUGAGCGGCUCUUCGACCACGUAGCUAGCCUGACAUGCCAACUGUGCCUAUGAAAGCUGCCGGGCGGGGCGCGGCGCCACGCAGCUCCGCUGGUCAAAUCAAAGACUCUCAGCUUCAGCGACGGGAAGCACGCUUGAUUUUUCCGAGUUGGGAUUGCUUUUUUCGGGGGCGGGGGAUCAACCUUGCUGAUCGGGGCGGUUUCCUCUCCAACUGACUCUUUUUUUCGUGGUUUUAUUUGUGAUUUCUUUGCCUUCAGUGAAGUAAAAGAUCGUCCUAUGUUUUGAGCCAUGUUUCUCCGUCAGUACAACAUAUUCAUGGUGUAUUACUUUUAAAUAUUCUUUGAGGGUUUUUCCUGUAGAGAAAAGCUAGAUCAUGUAAAGAAAACAAAGACUCUGCCUGUAAAGAAUUGGAAAGUGUCCUGUUACAGCAGCUCACAGGGCAGUGGGAGUACAAACUGCCUCGUCUCUCAGCUUUCUGCCUUUUUCUCAGCGGAGCGCCGUGAGAACAUGACAUGAGCAGGUCUCCGGACCCGGUUUCUCCUCUCUGUGCCUUCCUACAAACAGACUUAAGCACUGGUGUGAAAGCGACACCAGGGGGCGAUAUUCAGGACGAGCUUCAAGGCUAACGGAGAAGAACCAUGAAUGUGGUCGGUCCCUUAAAUUCAGUCCAGCUCCGUUUGUCCGCGUUGUUUCAGAACCUCCUGCUCUUCCUUUGACUUAAUAAGCUAAGAUUCUCACUUUUUCUGUUUUAUUGUGAAUGCCAACGAUUGACGAGGAGUUAGACGGGAAGCUGAGGAAUGUUGGGAAGUUGCUUGUUCUGCGAAUGCGAGAGGGAAUGCUGAGCAAAGAUCCCCAGUCGUUCCUUUUACUUCUGCUUUUAAACAAUCUCUUUCCAUCUUUAAACUGGUGUUAUUGAACGGUUCUCCGCUACCUGAAGGGUUCUCAUUGUGUUUUAUGACGGACUUUAGUUGCUCGAUGUUUUAUAUUUCAGCCGUCUUCUAAUCAUUCAGGUCUAACAACAAAAAUAACAGUUUGACAUGCAGAAAAUAGUUGAUGUACAGAUUUGGCGCUACAAAGAGCUAGUUCUGCAAACAUAGAAGCGCUACAUCAUCAUGCUAGUUAGCAGAGGCUAAUGCUAAAGUGCUACCUUCAACUCAAAUUACAUCGACCCUUGGAAGACUGCAAUCCUCUGGCACCAAUUUAAUUUUAAAAUGUUCCACGUUGCCAUAAGAUUGUGGAACAGCGAUUGUUAAAAAAGAAAGAAAACUGAAGUGCUGCGUAACAGUCUUUAUUCACUUCAAAAUAAAAGCCUGAAUACUUGAAGAAUACGAUAAUCAAAACUUCAACAUAAAUGUCCAACUUUAUUCAACUGAAAGUUUACAGAUCAAUCAAGUAAAUUAGUAUUUUAUGAUGAACCCAAAAACUUUCACCUAAAGGAAUCUAAGUACGCUAAAACGCUACAUCAUCAUGGUAUUUAGCUGAAGCUAAUGCUAAAGAACGUGACAGAAGAGUUAGCCGAUAUCCAAAAUUUCAACAAAGAUGUUGAACCUUAUUCACGUAAAAGUUUAGAAAACAGUCAAGUUAGAAUUAAUCUAAGGGAAGAUAAGUGUGCUAAAUAUUUUCAAAGCACUAUUUCUGCUAGUGCUAAAGCUAAUGCUAAUCCGCUUACUUGAAAUGAUAAAAAAAUAAACGUCUAAGUAUUUAAAGAGUUCUUAACAGUUGAUUACCAAAACUUAAUUAAAAAGGUAAAUUAACUCUUCAAUUUAUUGAAAAGCAUCAGUUUAGGGGAAGCUAAGUGUGCUAAAUGUUCUCUGUUAGCUAAAGCACUAAGCUAAAAGUUAGCUCUACUAUUAGCAGAAAUAUGCUAAAGGAGAUCACAAGAUAUUUUCCAUUUAAAACCCAUUUAAAGGUGCACAUUAGUGUCCAUUGAUUGAAUUUAAUCAACCCAGUAAUUAUGAACUCGAUUGAUAAAGGAGCUAAAAUCCAAAGAGAAACGUCAGAAAACUGGAAGAUCUGCUGAUCAAAGCCAGCAUUAGCAUUAGCAGAACAUUUGACUGUUUGCUAGCAAAGUGUUAAAAAACGAGGAGUGGUUUAAAACUUUUGCACAGCACUAUACCAGUGGAAUCACGUUAAGCAAAGCAACUUGCCCUUAUUUUUCAAACUCACAGUAGAUCCUGAUGCACGACGACGAUCCUGAGGUCGGCAGAGACUAAAGUCUGGCGAACUUUCCUUUCUGAAGCCGCGUUUCGAGUUAAAGUGACAGGGGCCGCUGACGCCCAAGCCUGGAUUCAGAUGCAGCAACGACUCUUUGGGUUUGGAGACGCUGCGCCGAGACAGAGAGGAUGAGGAGGAGGAGGAGGAGAAGGAGGAGGAAGAGCGAGUGAGCGCCGUGGUCGCUACCAGGCGUUAGCCACGGCCCCCGAUGAGGGAGUCACCGAUUUCACCGCUUAGAUCCAGUUAGAGACAGAAACAGGGAGUUCUGGGAAACGUCCCGUCUCCAGUUGGUUUAAACUCAUUAUUCAGUAGCACAGUUAGCAGCACAGCUUGUUAGUUCAGAGUACAUAACAGAUUUUUGGUGGUAAAGACAAUCGGGUUUUCGUAAUUUGGUGUUCUGAGACAGACCCAUCGGUGGCAGCGGGAAAUAUUGGUCAGUAUUUGGAGCGACAGAUUAAAAAAAAAAAAACUGAAAAAAAUCUCAAAUUAUAAAAGUGAAUAUCACUGUGUAAUAUUUAUUCAACUUGUAAUUUAUGUACUCUUAACCUUUGUCUUUUUUGUAAUGACAAAGCAUUUAUUUAAAUAAAGUUAUGUAUUCAUUUAAA
Messenger RNA from Gambusia affinis (western mosquitofish), 4696 nucleotides. RefSeq names its product insulin-like growth factor binding protein 5b (gene igfbp5b). The record is from RefSeq and is a predicted model, not a curated record. The transcript has 4 exons. NCBI's taxonomy places the organism in Eukaryota, Metazoa, Chordata, Actinopteri, Cyprinodontiformes, Poeciliidae. Gene Ontology annotation, molecular function: insulin-like growth factor I binding; fibronectin binding; insulin-like growth factor II binding. Gene Ontology annotation, cellular component: extracellular region. Gene Ontology annotation, biological process: regulation of insulin-like growth factor receptor signaling pathway. Bases 579 to 1385 code for a protein of 268 amino acids.